UUAUAUACUGUUGUGUUGUAGGUGGUCUGCUUGUAUGAUGAUGGGCAAUGAUAAUGGAUAAUGAACAACCCCACCAGGAGUUGGUGAAAUGUGUGUGGUGGUCGGCGACACAGCGGUCGGCAAGACCCGGCUCAUCUGCGCGCGCGCCUGCAACAAGCAGCUUUCUCUGUCCCAACUGCUCACUACACACGUGCCCACGGUCUGGGCCAUCGACCAGUACCGCAUCUACAAGGAUGUCUUGGAACGAUCCUGGGAAGUGGUAGACGGUGUCAACGUCUCGCUGCGACUAUGGGAUACGUUCGGGGACCACGAGAAAGAUCGGCGCUUCGCCUACGGAAGGUCAGAUGUGGUGCUGCUCUGUUUCUCACUGACCAGCCACAACUCUCUGCGCAACUGCAAGGCCAUGUGGUACCCGGAGAUACGCAGGUUCUGUCCACAGACUCCAGUGCUACUGGUCGGCUGCAAGAACGAUCUGCGCUACAUGUAUCGCGAUGAGGCCUACCUUAGCUACUUUCGAGACCGCAGCCCUUUUCUCAGGUACUUGAUAAAAUUAAAUCGACCAGGGGAUGUAAAAACCGGGGACCUAGACCAAACAUUAGAAUUAGGAAAAUUUCCAAGGAUAUUACUUGUGCUCUACCAUCUAUGAUCGUUAAUUGUAGACUAAGCUGAAAUGAGAUUAGCAACAUGUUGGAAAUUGAAAUUCCUCUGUGAAUAAGUUCGAUA
Homalodisca vitripennis (glassy-winged sharpshooter) is the source of this 723-nucleotide messenger RNA. RefSeq names its product rho-related BTB domain-containing protein 1-like. Gene Ontology annotation, molecular function: GTP binding; GTPase activity. Gene Ontology annotation, biological process: small GTPase-mediated signal transduction. Lineage: Eukaryota; Metazoa; Arthropoda; Insecta; Hemiptera; Cicadellidae. The transcript has 3 exons. The coding region runs from base 89 to 646 and encodes 185 amino acids. The record is from RefSeq and is a predicted model, not a curated record.